AUUUUUAUUGCUUUUAUUUAUUUUCAGUCUGACGCAGAAUACGACAAAGAGCAACUUAGAAUUCUUCGAAAUGCUUUUAAAGCAUUUGACCAUGAUGGUGCUGGCUGGAUUGAGCAUGCAGACGUAUCCAGUAUUCUUGAAAUUUUAGGUCAGAAACUGGAACCGCCAGCGGUGAAGGCACUUAUUAAAGAGGUUGAUAAAGGCACAACAGGAAAGUUAGAUUUUAGCCAGUUUUGCAAAUUGGCAGCCCGUUUUAUUGAAGUUGAAGAAGAUGUAGGAGCUCUCCAAAAUGAGUUAAAAGAAGCAUUUCGUGUUUACGAUAAAGAAGGAAAAGGCUAUCUAACAGUUGCUACAUUGCGUGGCAUUCUUCAUGAACUAGAUGAUAAACUUUCCAAUCAAGAUCUGGAUAUGAUUAUAGAAGAAAUCGAUGCUGAUGGUUCGGGAACAGUUGAUUUUGAUGAAUUUAUGCAAGUAAUGACAGGUAAAUAA
Molecule: messenger RNA, 489 nt
Organism: Drosophila ananassae
Lineage: Eukaryota; Metazoa; Arthropoda; Insecta; Diptera; Drosophilidae
Gene: TpnC4
Product: troponin C, isoallergen Bla g 6.0201
Exons: 3
Molecular function (GO): enzyme regulator activity; calcium ion binding
Source: RefSeq, a predicted model, not a curated record